This is a messenger RNA of Ailuropoda melanoleuca (giant panda), 572 nucleotides long. RefSeq names its product proteasome subunit beta type-5-like. NCBI's taxonomy places the organism in Eukaryota, Metazoa, Chordata, Mammalia, Carnivora, Ursidae. Gene Ontology annotation, molecular function: threonine-type endopeptidase activity. Bases 35 to 361 code for a protein of 108 amino acids. The record is from RefSeq and is a predicted model, not a curated record. The transcript has a single exon. Gene Ontology annotation, cellular component: cytoplasm; proteasome core complex.
ACUUUUCUUGGAGAAUGAAUUAGAUGUCAAAAGGAUGGUCAUUGUAUUCCUGCUAACCUUACCUCUCUUUCCAGGCCUCUACUAUGUGGACAGUGAAGGAAACCGGAUCUCGGGGGCCACCUUCUCUGUAGGUUCUGGCUCUGUGUAUGCCUAUGGGGUCAUGGAUCGGGGUUACUCCUACGACCUAGAGGUGGAACAGGCCUAUGAUCUGGCCCGCCGAGCCAUCUACCAAGCCACCUAUAGAGAUGCGUACUCGGGAGGCGCAGUCAACCUCUACCACGUGCGGGAGGAUGGCUGGAUCCGAGUCUCCAGUGACAACGUGGCUGAUCUACAUGACGAAUACAGUGGCUCUGCCCCCUGACGGAGGGCGGGCGUGGCUGCCUGCGUGUCCUGGGGGGACUGCUGCUGGUAAUGUGGGUGCGCUCCCAUCCUCUAGUGGAGGGGUCCUCAGUUGUGUUGAGAACUUGUAAGCUCUGGUGCCCUUGACCUCUGUGUGUCACUAGUUGUUAAUGACCUGCUGCAGAGGUGAUUGUUUUACUCUCUUGGAUGUUAACAUGACACUACUCCACUCA